AGCAAUGUAUGAUCUUGCAGCUUUGCCUCAGGCAGUAGUGACCCUGGAUGAAGGAUGGAUGGGGGUCUUCAUCACUAAAGGCACUCUAGCAAUGAGGUGUGAGCUUCAGGGCUUUACUUCUGCUGACUGGAACUACACGUGGUACAGAGACGGAACACAGAUCUCACUAAACCACACUGAGGAGAGGCACACAGUGGGAUUCUGGGAUAGCUCCUCUGAUGGAGAAUAUAGAUGUAGUGGGAACAGGACAGACAGACCGUACUACUCCCUCAUCAGUGAAGGCUUCAUGACAAGCAAUAUCAAAGGGCUGUACUUUAUUGUGGCUCUUACUGGUUCUGUCAUCAUUUUCAUAACCCUGGUGGUGCUGGCAGUCCAAUGCUCUAAGAAAUGCAGGACAUCAGGCCGAAUUAAAAGUCAGCCGGAUGGGGGCGAGUUUUACUCCAGGGUAAAUGCAGACUACAUCAGCGCAGAUCAUGGAUUACCAGCCAAUGCUGUGUAUGAGGAAAUAGGCCCUGCAACAGAAACAGAAGGUUAUGAAGUAGUUGGGAAGCACAGUUUCUAUUCAGCCGUUCAGUUAAAACCAUUAAACCAAGAUCCUACUGCAUAAUUGGACACAGGGAUCCAUAUUCACUCAGUCUUACCUUCAUAUGUGAGGGAAUAUAUUCUUGCUAUAGGUAUAUGCCACUAUAUCCUACUAUAUGUUUUCAUAUCAUAUGUAUUUUAAGGUCACUAUGUUGCACAUUGAAUAAUGAUAUGCAG
Anguilla anguilla (European eel) is the source of this 759-nucleotide messenger RNA. RefSeq lists its product as uncharacterized. NCBI's taxonomy places the organism in Eukaryota, Metazoa, Chordata, Actinopteri, Anguilliformes, Anguillidae. The record is from RefSeq and is a predicted model, not a curated record. The transcript has 6 exons. The coding region runs from base 5 to 607 and encodes 200 amino acids.